This is a messenger RNA of Triticum aestivum (bread wheat), 2981 nucleotides long. Its product is annotated as UDP-glycosyltransferase 86A1-like. The coding region runs from base 2147 to 2914 and encodes 255 amino acids. The transcript has a single exon. Lineage: Eukaryota; Viridiplantae; Streptophyta; Magnoliopsida; Poales; Poaceae. Gene Ontology annotation, molecular function: quercetin 7-O-glucosyltransferase activity; quercetin 3-O-glucosyltransferase activity. The record is from RefSeq and is a predicted model, not a curated record.
CCACAAAUUACCACACGCUCAUAUCUUGAGAUGCACCAUGCAUGACGACGUUGCAAAUCAUGCGUCAGGAGUUCAUAGUUUUCUGCAUGUUAAUUACUGGAAUCCAUUGGGGGUCGAUCGAUCGUAGCAGCAUCACAUAUUUGCAGUGGCUUCUUGCUCCUUUCCUUCCAGCCAUCGCUGUUUCUUACCUGGAACGUGUGUCCCUGGCUGGUCCAUAAUCGUGUAUACGGACAGGAGAAGUGUCCCCCAAUCGCUUAGGAGGCACAGCGAUGGCGUUUCCUUUUCCUUCUUGUUGGCUUCUUGUGUGUGUGUGUCAGUGUGUGGAAAAUACCAAUUCCAUUUUGCCACCCGACUUGGUCCCAACACGAAAAGUAUCCAACUGCACGGGAGACUCGACACUCGACAGUUUACUUCAGAAGAAGGUAGCUGCCCAGCUGGAGGAAGGAGAGAGCACAACAGCCAUUGGAUAUGGAUCAGGCGACUUAAAAAAAAUCAACUUAUUACCAUACAAAUUCCAAGCCAGUUUAGCUGGAUGUCAGUCACCUGAAUAUGAUAUUUGGGUCAGUCAAUUUCGGAGGAAGAAAGCAACAACCGCCAGAGAGAGCGAAGGAAGGAGCAGCCGCCGGCCUGCCACGGAAGCAUGAGCCUCUGUGUCUAUCCUAGGGGUGCAGGGUGCAGCAGGAGUUCAGGCUCACCGGGUGAUGGCUGGGGAAAGGUGGGGCGGAGAGGUUGGCGCGGGAGCGCCGCCGGCCACGGGCGGCGGUGUCAGGCGGUUAGGCCGGUGGUAGCUCGGGGUUCGGGCUAGAAGAUGAACAGAAAAACCGAUUUGAAGGUGUAGAAAAAAAAUAGAAAAAAAAUGAUUCGGGUUCUGGCUGUUGGUUCUGCAUCGGAUAGCUAAAAACAAGUUGAGUGGCCCUAAUUCAUUUUCAGUCGACUGGUCACCCGUCCCAUUCCAAGCAACUUACCUGCACGUCAAGAAAAAAAAGAAGAAGAAAAGACACUCGUGGACAUUUGGAGUUCUGCAGGCAUGUUUUCUAGUUGUUCGUGGACCUUCUAAAUAAUGGGAUCCAGAGACCUGGUGGGAGGCGAUGACCUGUUGUGUGACAAUGCACAACAUGAUCGUGGAGGAUGAGGGUGACGAUGCUGUCGUAGAACUUGUAUCUAAGAACAUGGGUGAUUUUAUCGAACUUCUAGACCAGAAUACCGUUACAUUUGAAGAGAUUGUUCAAAUGCAUCAACAAAUUCGGCAUCGAACAACUAAAAAAGAUUUGAUUGAUCGUCUAUGGUCGGUUAAAGGGAUAACAAUAUUGGGCGUAAUGUUUACAUUUUUUAAAUUAGAACUACUGCUACAUUUGAACUAUUUUAGCUAAAUUGAAACUAUAUAUGCGGCUAUUUAAGCAUGCUGAUAUAAAAAAAAAUGGCCGAAUGUAUGAGGUUAGUUGAAUGGACGGCUCCUUAUCCGUGUUCGCGGGGGCGCGGAAUAGUCCCUCCGUUCACGGAGUGAUGCGGUCCGUGUUUGAGAUGACCUAGACUAUGUUACUACCUUCAUAGUAGGUAGUAACUUAAGGGUGGUAACAUGCAAAGAUUCAUUUAUUAUAUUAUAGACUCAUAUUGUAUUGGGACAUGUGAUGUUCCAGUAACUAGCUAAGUUACUAUAACUAUCUCUCUUCUCAUUAACUCAUUACCACAUAAGCAAAUUUGCUGAGUUGGACUUGAUGUUAGUGUUAAAGUUACUUCCACUAUGGCUAGUCUAAGAAAUCGGAUUGGGUAAUAAUUUCGUGUCUGGGCAAUGACCCGGCCGGAUGUAUAGCGGGGUUUCCAGAGGUUCGGUUCUAGAUACUCUUGCAUGUACGGUCUAAACGAAAGGCGACUUCUCCAUCGAGAUCAUCGUCAGCUUACAUCACCUGCGCACUCAUCCCCCGUACAAAAAACGCCAGAUAUGGUGGCAGCUCGUAAGCCGCGCCAUCGUGUAAUCACACCAUUCGUCUCACUACGGACAAUGCGUGUGCGUGUGCGCGCACCAGAUUAACGAAGUACACAAAUUUUGACUAAACGUUGGCAACAAAUUUCAUGAGCACGAAUCCGACGCAGGCCGGCGGCUACAGAGAUAACGACGGUUUCAUAAGCUAUAGUACGUACCAUUACCAUGGGGUCACACCGAUGCCCACUACGGUGUCAUAUAGCAAGUCAAGUGCCAGCGACGGUUCGCAGGAAACCAGAGGAACUAGCUAGCUCGAGGUACGUGAUCAUGGCGCAAAAGGAGGCCGGCGUAGGAGCCACGAGCGGCGGCGGCAAGGCCAAGCCGCACGCGGUGGUGGUGGUGUACCCGCUGCAGGGCCAUGUCAUCCCCGUCACGCACCUCGCGCUGCGGCUGGCGGCGCGGGGCUUCGCCGUCACGGUCGUCAACACGGAGGCCGUGCACGACCAGACGGCGCGCGCUCUCGGCGUCGACCCGGCCGGCUACGACUUCUUCGCCGGCGCGCGCGCGUCGGGGAUGGACGUGCGCUACGAGCUUAUCAGCGACGGCCUCCCCGUGGGGUUCGACCGGUCGCUGCAUCACGACGAGUUCAUGGGCUCGCUGCUCCACGCGCACUCCGGCCACGUCGAGGAGGUGCUCGCCCGCGUCGUGGUCGACCCGGCCGCGACGUGCCUCGUCGCCGACACCUUCUUCGUGUGGCCGGCGACGCUGGCCAGCAAGUUCGGCAUCGCGUACGUGUCCUUCUGGACCGAGCCCGCGCUCAUCUUCAACCUCUACUACCACGUCCACCUGCUCACCAACAACGGCCACUUCGGUUGCAACGGUGAAAAAUACGAUUUUUGGAAUCCACUCCAAUAUGCUUAUGUUUCAAUGCAACAGAGUGCCACUAAUAUUUUUGCCGAAAAAAUAAUAAGAGUGUUCAGAUCACUAAAGUGAGGGAGUAGUAGUAAAUUUGUUUGCUGCAAAAUGGUUUGCCAUGCCAUCGAUUUUGAAGUUUCCUUUU